AUGUUUCUUUUCCAUUACAUCUUUUCUCCGGCUCCCAAUCUAAAAGUGGUAGCGGCGGUUGUAGUUGCGGGGGCUGCGGGCGCGGCUGGAGGGCUUGGUCUGAUUGAAGGUCUCCCACUCCAGGCCGAGCUUGAUGCCCUUGAGCCAGGAGAAGACGAAGAGGGCGGAGGCGGAGGACUCGAUGUAGUUGCCGGGGCGGCCGAUGUAGGGGGAGUCCAUGACGAGCCACCAGCCGCCGGUCUGGUCCUGGGCGUUCUUCAGGCCCUCGGCAAGGGUGGUGAAGUACUUGGACAGCUUGGCGACGCCGGGGUGGCCGCGGGGCAGCAGCUGGAUGACCUCGAGGAGGGCAACGGAGUACCAGCCGUCGGCACGGGACCAGGUCAGGGGGGAGGCGCCAGUCACCUGGUUGGCCCAGACGGCCUCCUUCUUCUCAUCAAAGCCGUGAUAGAGCAGGUGGGUGGUGUUGUUGCGGGUGUGGGCGUCAAUGAUGUCGAACUGGUUGACAAUGUCGUUCCAGGCGGUGGUGUUCUUGCUGUCGAAGAGGGAAGUCCACUUGGCGUAGAAGGUGUCGGCCAUGAAGAUGCCGUCGAGCCACAUCUGGUAGUCGUAGUCGGGGCUGCGGUGGAAGAAGCCGCCCUCCGAGGUGCGAGGGUGGCGGUCCAGCUGGUCGCGGAUGGUCUUGGCGGCAAUCUUGUACUUCUCCUCGCCAGUACGCUCGUACCACCAGAGGAUGUUGUUACCAAUGCGGUACUCGUCCAGGGAGUACUGGGUAGGCUUCCAGUUAAGAAUGCUGCCGUCGGCGAGGACGACGCGGUCGUCGAUGCGGCUGCGGUACCAGUCGACAAGGGCCUCAUCUUUGGUGAGCUCAAUGGCAGCCUCGAAGCCGUCGUAGAGGACAGCCUUGGAGUAGUGGAAGGGCUUCUUGUUGUCGAUCUCAUGCUUGGUGAAGGACUCGGCGGUCCAGGCCAGGUAAGGGCCGGCGGCCGCGGCGGCGGUCGCGAAGAAGAGAACAGACUUCAUGAUUGGCUUGAGAGUCGGAGAAAGAGUGACUGUGUCGAACCAAGAAAAGGAAUGACAGUUUGGUAA
Molecule: messenger RNA, 1086 nt
Organism: Colletotrichum spaethianum
Lineage: Eukaryota; Fungi; Ascomycota; Sordariomycetes; Glomerellales; Glomerellaceae
Exons: 2
Coding region: 1-1086 (361 amino acids)
Source: RefSeq, a predicted model, not a curated record